AUGCAGUUGAUAUCUUUCCUACUCCUUCUGCUCACCAGCUUUGGAGGAUUUAAUGGCAUCGAAUAUGAAACAAUGUGUACAUCUAAUGCCUGCUUCACUGUACAUAUGGAGAAGGUGAGCUUUUUCAAGGCCAAUCAGAGCUGCUUCGACGAUGGAGGUUACUUGAUGACAGUAAGAGACAAAGAAGAAGAAGCGAUACUGCACUCUCUCCUCUCGCUGAUCAGGAAGGACAAGAGUCAGCAAUUUUGGAUUGGAUUAAAGCUAUACAGAGGGGACUGCGUUUUAGCUGACAAACCCCUGAGAGGCUUCAAGUGGGUCUCUGGGGAGGAAGAUUCCCACUACUCCAACUGGAAUAAAGAGCCUGUGGACACAUGCACUGAGCGAUGUGUACGGGUUAGUUACAAUUCCCUUGAUGACGAUCAACCAAAAUGGAGUGCUGGAGCUUGUAAAGGACCUUCAUUUUCUGUGUGUAAGUUUUAUUUUAAAGGAAUGUGCAAUGCUCUGCAUCUGUCAGGCUCCGGACACAUAUCAUACACGGCUCCUUUCUCUGCUGAGCCACUACAAAGCAAGAUGAAAUCCUUGCCACUUGGAACAUAUGCUAAAGUCACAUGCAGUGACCGACAGUCACACUUUUCUAUGUGCGUCAAGAGUGAUGAGAAAUAUCAAUGGACUGUACCAGGUCCGUUUUGCCGAACUGAACAUCGGGAAUGCGCUCACAUCAAUGGCGGAUGCGAACAUAUCUGCCACCAAUACUCGGAUGAGGUAAAAUGCCUCUGUCACCAGGGUUACACUCUUGAGGACAAUGGACUUUCUUGUCAGGCUGAAGACCUGUGCGACAUGGACACCUGUGAGUAUGAGUGCAUCGUGGGAGAGUCUGGACAUAUCUGCAAGUGUCCCACAGGGUUUGAAUUGGAAGGAAACCAACGCAACUGUUCUGACAUUGAUGAGUGUCAACAGUCACACCUGUGCGGCAAACACACGUGUGUUAACACACCAGGCAGUUACAUGUGUCUGUGUCAAAACGGCUACGAAUUGGUGAACGGGAACUGUCGUGAUCUGGAUGAAUGCACACAUUCUAAAUGUUCACACGGCUGCAUAAACACUGUUGGGUCAUUCUCUUGCUACUGUAAAGAUGGCUUUACUUUAUCAGAUGACGGCUUCUCUUGCGUGGACAUUAACGAAUGUGAAACUGAGCGAUGUCACUUAAAAUGUGUCAAUACUGAAGGAAGUUUCAUCUGCAGAUGCCCAGGUGGCUUUCAUGUGCAUGCCUCUGGAAAGAAUUGCACUCCAGAUGUGACAUAUGAAACACUAAAUGACUUAGUGGGCCCGGAAAAUGAAGCAAACAUAUUUGAGAUUGUAUCCAUGACGACAAUGACGUCACAGAGAGUGACCACACAUACGGAUACGCCUCUUCCGCGCACGGCACCCACCUCUCCAAGUAAUGCAUCCUUGUUCGCGAGCACCAAGGUGGUCAACUCCAGAGUGCUCAUCUGUGUCCUCGGCUCAGUGAUUCCUUUACUUCUUUUAGUCACUGUGACAUUAACAAUUGCCGUUGUGCGAUGUCAUCGAUCGAAAAAGGAAGCAAAGAAAAGUGCAACAGACAGUUAUUGUUGGGUGUCCUCUGGAUUCGACCCACGCUUAGAAAAACUCUAUGAAUCCAUCUUGACUGAUGACCUAUGA
Molecule: messenger RNA, 1680 nt
Organism: Nerophis lumbriciformis (worm pipefish)
Lineage: Eukaryota; Metazoa; Chordata; Actinopteri; Syngnathiformes; Syngnathidae
Source: RefSeq, a predicted model, not a curated record